Molecule: messenger RNA, 2258 nt
Organism: Hydra vulgaris (swiftwater hydra)
Lineage: Eukaryota; Metazoa; Cnidaria; Hydrozoa; Anthoathecata; Hydridae
Product: matrix metalloproteinase-18
Biological process (GO): proteolysis; collagen catabolic process; extracellular matrix organization
Cellular component (GO): extracellular matrix
Molecular function (GO): metalloendopeptidase activity; zinc ion binding
Source: RefSeq, a predicted model, not a curated record
UCCCAUUCAUAAUUUAACCGUAAAGGCUUUUACGUGAGGUUUAUUAGUUCACUCACCAAAGUCUUCGAUUUUUUGCGUGAUAAGUUUCUUUUUAACGCGAUAUUAUUUUUGCCACCCACAUUUUCAUUGAGGAGUUGUCUUUUCUUCAUUCAUAAACAUGGUUUAGUAGUAUCUCAUUGAUGACAACUCAACAUUGACAGUAGUCAUGACAAUGUUCCUAAGUUAACCUCGUCAAAACAUUUUGUAAGAUUUCUUUAGAAUAAGCAGCGACACAUUUUCUUUGUUUGCAUUAGAAAAAUAAACGAACUCAUUCAUUUUUUGUCUGGUACGAUGCGAUUACCAUCGUUAUAAAAGCAGCAGUACUAGAUGUGGUAAGACCAGAACUAGAUACAAAGCAAAACUGUGGGUACUGUGACGUGGCUAAGAAUUACAAAAAUAGCCAAGAUUUUUUUGAGGGUUCAAAUUUGAUAAACUAUGGAGAUUUAUUUGGUUGUUAAAACAUUGUUUUUUUUAAAUACUGUGUUUUUUUAUUCCGACUCUAAACCUUUGACAAAUGUUUUAACAACUACGUUAAAAUCUUUGACAGAAACUAUAUCGACAAUAUCAAAUGAUGAGGACGAAGCUAAAAACUAUUUGAUAAAAUUUGGUUAUCUCACAGAAGAGGAAUUGGAAAAACACGCAGAAGAGCCUGAAAAUGUAUAUACGACAAAUCCGCUACGAAAAAAAAAAGUAGCACAAAAAACAAUUAAAGAAGCCAUUUUUGAUUUCCAAGUGUUUCACAACUUACCUAAAACAGGUAUACUUGACAGUGCAACGUUAUUAAAAAUGCGAGCUCCCAGGUGUAACACAAUUGAAAAAAAGGAAGAUGCUCAUAAACUAAAUGUAAUGCUGAGUAAACACGGAAGGCUAAAAAAAAGAUCUUUGGGUUCGUUUCAAAAAAUGAGCCAGAGCGAAAUGACUUGGACAUUAAACGACCAUAAACCGGAUGGAAAGUAUUUGCAUUUGGUAAAUGUACUUGACCUAAUUGAGUUUGGAUUAAAUGUUUGGGCAAAAGUUACAAAUAUUAAGUUUAAAAGAAUACAACACAGAGAUUUUUUUCAAGCAGAUAUCUAUUUCAGUUUCCAUACAGGAGACCAUGGCGAUGGCAAUUCUUUUGACGGACCUGGUGGUUCAUUGGCACAUGCUAUAAACAAAGAGAUUCAUUUUGACAAGUCAGAACCAUGGCAAUAUAAUUUAAAAUAUUCCACUCUUAUGAAACGUCCUGCAAAUGCUCCCGACUUUGUGUAUACAGUAAUUCAUGAAGUAGGUCAUGUUUUAGGUCUUUCGCAUUCACGAAAGUUGACAUCCGUUAUGCAUGAGACUAUUCAAAUUCCGUUUAGUAAAGAUGAUCCAUACGUACUAGAUGAUGAAGAUAUUACAAAAAUAAAAGCUGACUAUGGUCAAUGUUGGCCCAACAGCAUAAAAUCAGCCUUUAGCGAUUUGCGAAACGGAAAAACUUACUUCAUAGUACCUCCUUUCUCUUAUCAGUUAAAUGAUGCUAAACUUCAGGUUGAAAACGGAUGGCCAAUGCUCACAAAAGAAAUUUGGGGUGAAGAUCAAAUUGAUGAAAUUUUUUAUCACGUUGAUGACAGAGUAUACUUUUUUGUGAAAGACCGUUAUCAUUUUUCAUGGUACGGAACAUUAUCACCUUCAUCUGCAAUUGGAACUGAUAAAAACACUGGACAAGUUGGAUGGCCUGGUCUUCCUGGAACGGCAAUAGACGCUGCAUUUGUACAUACUGAUGGAAAAGCUUAUAUUUUCAUUAAUGACCUAGUAUACAGAUGGGAUCCUAAUGCAUUAACUUCAAGCAGAAAUAGUUAUCCAAAAGGGGCUGUUGAAUCGGGUUGGCCAAAAAAGUCUUCCGAGGUUUUUCCAGGUAUCCCAAACAAAAUUGACACUGCAUUCCGUUGGUAUUACAACGGGAAAGUGUACUUUUUCAAAGACAAAUAUUUCUGGGAAUGGAUCGAAAAAGAUAAAAAGUGCGAUGGACCAUAUGGCACCCAUCAAUGGAAAAACAUAUGCGAUGUUAUGUUUUGUAACCAAGAACCGUGCAAGAGUUGGGAUGCCCCUUAAGAAAUUAAAGAUUUCUAUUCUUGAAUUCUUGAUUCUUCAAAAUAACUUUUAUUUGUAACAAUAUAAAAUUGUAAAUGUGUAAAUAUAAGCUGUAAAUAAAAAUUUGUACAUUUAAAUAUACCACAUUAACAAAAACUUUAUAUAAA